GCCGGAGGAGGGCGGGCGAGGCGCCAUGGAGGCGCUGUGGGCCGCGCUGGGCGAGGUGGCGCUGGAGGGCCUGGACGGCGCGACCCCCGGGGCCCUCUGGGAGCGCCUGGCCGGCCGCGUGCCGCCCUUCCCGCUGCCGCUGGAGCCCGAGGCCCGGCAGCUCCUCUGGGCCUCCCUUGCCGCGCACGCGCAGCUCCGCUUCUACCUGCUCCCUCAGCCCAGGCCGCCGCUGCACCUCUACGACCGGUGAGCCGGGAGGGGCUCCCAGGGGGCAUCUAGUCCAGCCCCCUGCAGGAGCAGCGGCGCCCCGAGCCUCUCCUGAAGAAGCCCCCGCGAAGGAGAGCCUGCUCCGCCGAGCGGAUAUCUCCCCCCCCCCGCCCCCGUCAGGAAGCUCUUCCCAAGGGCUCGGAUGUCAUUCACGUUUCUAGUCCUGGGGAGGCCCCGUGGCUGGCUCCGCCAAGAUAUGGGAAAAGGAGUUUGAGAUAAGACUGGCGGUAUCCUAGUCCCCCAAUGCUCCAGUUCUCGAAGGAAAAAAGCUUCCAGUACUGUGUACCAUUGAGUUCCUCCAGGAAAAAAAACUGGAUGUACAUUUCCAAAAUAUAAGAUUAAAAAAUAAAAAUAAAACCUACAUACAGCAACAGUGUUUUGUGUUGUGCAGGCUCCUAUGAUGUAAGUCUUGGGCCCCGCCUGCUGGCCUGCUCCCUAAAAUAUCACUGGUUUGCUCCUUUCGAAAUAUAGGGUGCCUACAUUCUGCAUGUGCAAAUGGCUUUAGAUAUCUAUUAGGUCCAUCAAUUAUCAUAUAGCAUAUCUUCAACAGAAAAAAACGACAAUUUGUUGUUGACAAAGGACAGCUGGACAUAUAAAGGGCCCCAUUACCUUCAGGGCCGCAUCAAACCUAAAUCCGGCCCUGCCAUCAUGCUUGGGAUGUGCUUUGUACAGUUCUGGUCGCCUCCCCUCAAAAAGGAUAUUAUAGAAACUUCAGAAAAGGGCAAUGAAAAUGAGACAAGGACAUGAUGGAGCGGCUUCCCUACGAGGAAAGGCUUCAACAUCUUUGUUUAGAGGAAAUGAGGGGAGCUUCUUUAAAAAAACAACAAAAAACACUUGCUGCAAAUCUUGGGCAGGCAGACUGGGGUUGAGAAGCGCUAAUUCUCUUCUUCUCAUUUUAGGUAUGAAGAAAUUGAUCUUGAAACAGGAAUACUGGAGACCAAGAGAGAUCCUGUUCCUUUAGAUGACAUUUAUCCUGUGCACAUGAUUUUGGAUCACCCUGAAGGCAUUCAGGGUUCGUGCCAGUAUUUUAAAGAGAGGCUGGAUAUUACUGACCUGGUCAGAACAAAAGACCUACGGCCCCUUUGCACAUAUACAGAAGCUUAUGAGAAGUGAGUAAGCGUUUGCUAGUUACUUUUGCUCCAGGCUCUCUAUUGGUGGGGCAGAGGUCUGCAGAGUGGGCAAGUGGAGCAGGACUGUUGAAUUUAUUCUGUUGCAGAACUGUCCACGGAGUCAAAAGGAGAAUUGUAUAGCUUUGUCAUAAGGUAGAAAGAAAAGUGUAUUUUCCAGUAAAAGUUUGAAUGCCGGUGUCAAGCAUACCUGGAACAAGAUGAAGGAGUGUGACAAUGUCACUAUCAUUAAGACUUGGUGGAUGUGGGUGGGCAGGUGUCAUUCUCAAUUGACACAUCAGUGUGAAAGCUUAUUCCUGGAGGACAAAAGAAGGGUGCAGUGCCACAUGUCUGCACCUAAAUUUAGGCUAGCUAAGUGGAGAUGGGAAGAAGGGUGCCUUUGUGGGAAUGUGCUAAAACAAGGGCCACCAAAUGAGGUGGUUAACCUGUGGCCUUCCAGAUGCUGUUGGUCUCCAACAGCAGUCAGCCCCAGUCGUCAUGGUUAGGAAUCAUCAUUCCAGUCCAGCAACAUCACAGCAGGGGCACAGGUUAGCCGCCUGUGCUUUGGGCUAAUAACCAACAAGCCUGCUCCUUCCAAGUUUAUCCUGUUAAAAAAAAGCUGCAAGAGAAGAAAUACCUUUGCCUGCUUGUCACUUCUGUGGUUCUGUUACUAACGGCAAUACUCAUCUUGGGAAGAAGGAAACGUGGGAAUCUAGUAAUUGUCAGCUUUUCCUACUUGCUUGGAAGUAAUUAGUGAAGGUGUAAGUGGACGUUCCUUCAGCCUCUUGCUACUGAGAGGUGAUUGGGUUUGCUACGUGGUGCUUGCUUAAAGUGCCUCUUUGAGCCCACCAGCACUCCAGAUUCAUGGGAGCUUUGGUCAGCUUUGCAGUGUCUUUUCGGGAAUAGGGAGGAUCUGGACAAGAAAGCCUAUUGUUUGGGUGGGGUCGUGAGUUGAAAUGUGCCCCCGUUGCUUUGCGUAUUCCAGCCCUACGUACGCAGUCUGAGCAGCCACUACUAGACACAAAAUGAUCCCAAGGAAGAAAAUGCUGCAUAGCUUGAUGGCAAUGCUGCUGUGGCACAGAAAGUGGGUGAUUCAUUGGGGAAUGGGGGAAAUUACCUUCCUUUUCAUGUCUUACUGCUUUGCAGGUGGGGAGAGAAGCUGGUGAUCGUUGCCUCUCAGAUGCUGCGCCACAGAACGCUAAUAGGAUGGGAAGGGGAUCCAGACUUAAAACUUCCCGACUUCUCCUACUGCAUUUUGGAGCGCUUGGGGCGUGCCCGGUGGCAGGGAGAGCUGCAAAGAGACCUCAGCGCAGCUUUUAAGUAAGUGCCCGGGUUGCGGCCUGUUGCAGUAACUCAUUCUGGCUCCAGCUGUGGCGCUUCACUGGCAGAAGUGAUAGCAUGUGGUCAGACAUCCGCCUCUGGUUUGGAGAAGAUACCUUGUCCCGUGGGCUGGCAUAAGAGGAUAGGAUUGACUUGGUUUGUUUUGCAGCGGUAUUCUGGAAUGUCUUAAGUUAGGCUAGAGCCUGUCUCUUGUGGAGCUGCUAUGAUGAUAGACAAGCCUCACCCCCAAAUCACUGUGGACACGCCACAACCCUGAGCUGUAUCCAGAGCCUACCCUUUCAAAACAUCACAGGCCUGGCAAAUGCUAGCUAAUUGCUUGGGGGAAGCAUUCUUUAGCCCAUUUUAUCCCAGCUUAAAUUUUAAGCAGGCUUAACAUAGUGUAAGACACUUGCAUGGUUCCCUGGAAGAUGCAGGUUCUGGCCCUGUUAUUGUUGGUCUACACUCUACAGCAAACUCCGGCCCUCCAGGUGUUUGGGACUACAAUUCCCAUCAUCCCUAGCUAACCAAUGGUCAGGGAUGAUGGGAAUCGUAGUCCCAAACAUCUGGAGGGCCAGAGCUUGCCUAUGCCUGGUCUACAGGGUUAGCUUUUGUCUCCUUUCACCUUCUGUGGCGUGCUUAAUUUUCAUAAAAUCUGUCCUCAUCCUAGGGUGGAUUCCGGGAAGCUUCAUUACCACCGACGAGUCCUGGACAGAAAUGGGCUCAUCACCAUGCAGUCCCACGUGAUCAGGCUGCCAACGGGGGCCCAGCAGCACUCCAUCCUCCUGCUCCUGACCCACUUUCAUGUUGACAGGUGUGUGUUGCAGGGAGGUCAAGGAAGCAGUGCUGGGGGGGGGUAUUUUAAUUGCCUCCUCCUACGCUCUUCCCCUGAUCUAUAUGCACCCCUUCACCUUCACAGGAAUGACAAAUCAGUACCUGAGUCCCCACCACCACCCUGGCUAAUCACAGCUUGGGGGAGUGACUUAGGUGGGGGAAAUAGCGUGGGAGGAAAUGACUGAACAUCCUUCAUUGCUGCUCUCCUGAUCAAAUUAUUACUUUAUUUAAAAAGUUUUUAGGCUAUUUUUGGGACAGAGUGGCCUCUUAAAGCCAUUUAUAGCCAUGUGCAAAUAGAAACCCAUAAAAUCCAACAGCAAAACGGGUUAACCAAUUAAAAUCCACCCCAAUAACAUUCAAGCCAGGAUACCAGCAGAAUAUCCCAUCUAGUUUUAAAUAACAGCAUGUGAUAACCUAUAUCCGGAACUCCCUAGUGUGGCACCAAGACACCCUCAGGCUCCCCAGUCAUAGGCCACUUUGCUUGUUUUUGGUAUCACCUGGAGAACAUUAUUUAUUGCGGAGGCACAGGAAGGGAAACAUGAUACUUUAUCUGAAGCGAUUUUGCAUUUUCCCCAAAAUUGCAAGUGUUCACAGUUCCUGUCAAAGAGAUUUGACUCUGAAAUGCAUAAAGGACAAUAAACAUCUUCCAGCGAGUACUGGAGCUUGUCUCCUCUCUGACUGGGGCAGUUUUGUUGUAGGCCAGAGGAAGGAGAGAGUCUGGCCUUGGUAUUCAAUCUAGCUGAGCCCACAGGAUGAAGCCUCUUUCAUCUUGUGAGGGCAGCAGCAAUGGUGACUCUGUCUUUUUCAGGGUGGAUUUAAUUUAAAUCAAUUCUAUUUAAAUCACUAGUCAGUAAGACUUGAUUUAAAUCUCUUUUUUUUUUUUACAGAAAGACUCAUUCUUGCUGGUAUAAUCUUAAUCUUAAUAUUUACAACCAGAUAAAGGUUUCAUUUUUGGAAUAAUAAAUUUUCAGAGUAGUUUUUACAGUUCUAUCAAAAAUUACUGAUUUGGCUAUACUAUUAGAAAUACAUAGACAGAUAAAUAUGAAAUUAUUGUGAGGUUAUAUAAGUUAACUGUUUAUAUUUGGACAACUUUUUUGCUGUACUUUAUUGGAAGGAGAAAAAUAAUCAUUUCCUUAAUAAUAAUUUAAACAAUUAAUUUAACUAAAACUAUAACAUUGUAGCAUAUGUAUCCAUGUUUGUUAACUGGUUAAACGGGUUUGUUUGUUUGUUUUUAAAAAAACUUAGACUGAGUUUUAGCACAAAUGAAAAACUGAAAACAAAUCCUUAUUUCCUGUUGAAUAGCCUUUGGACUAUAAUGUAACUUAAACAGAAAACUAUCUUUAGCAAGAUUUUUCCUCCAAAAGCAUUUAAUUUUAAAAAUAUGAUUUAAAUCAAAAAAACCCCACCCUGCUCUAUGCUCUUGCAUAUGUCAAGCAAGACUUCUGCCCCCAACCUGCACUUCCUCCUGCCUGCCCCCUAGUCUUGCCCACGUCCCACCGGAGCACCACUUACCCAUCCGAAAAUCCAAUAUUUUUUUUAAAACCAUUGACUUUUAUCCACCCUGGUCUGCUUCUUCCUAGGGGUGGUCAGAGCUUUCCUUGUGCCACUCACAGCUGGCGCCCCACCCAAGGGGCGGGUGUCCUCUGGCUAGAGGUGUGAGGAGGCAUUGGUGCCGCCUGCUUACGGUUGCCUCUCUUGGGUUUUAGGAGGAGCAAAUACGAUAUCCUCAUGGAGAAGCUGUCCACUAUGCUGAGCAAGCGACCUGGUCAUAUGGAGACGCUGGCGAGCAUAAGGGAGGAAUUGGUGAGCACCUGGCUGUUCUUCCAUGCGCUUGAAACCCGUCUGCGUGCAUCUGAGCGGGUGGUGCUUGUUUUGCUGGAGUCUUUCGGACGGAGAGGAGCUUCUCAGGUGGUGUUUCUUCCCCAGGGCCGCAGGGGCAUUUGGGGGUGCCGACCCAUGAAGGCCCCCUCUGCCCUGCUGUGUUUCGCCUCCAGCGGGAGCCAAACAGAAAUGUGUCUAUUCUCUCUGUGGGCCUUUGGAGCAGCCCUCGUUUCUCUCGCUUCUUGAGCCUCCAAGGAGGGUUGGGGCCUUGGCAUGAGGCUUACGGGGGAAACAGGCUUGCCUGCCAUUCCGUCCUGAAGUCAGUUGCGGCCAGCCCUAAAACUGCUUCUCUCUCAUUGCACAACGACAGGGUCUCUGUGAGAAAACAUUUAAGCGUCUCUAUCAGUAUAUGCUGAAUGCCGGCUUUGGAAAGAUUGUGACCGUGCCGUUACAAGACGUUCACCCUGAUGGAGGUCCCUUCAAGACCAAGAAGGGUAAGAGGGCACCUCACAGCUUCUGGAAGGGGGUCAGGCUGCCUUGGCACUGCCACCCUUGCGCAGAAGAGUAGCCUUGUAAGUCGCUUUAGGGUGUCUUGGACAAGAUAAAGUAAUUAACAAAUUUUAUAUUAUUAUUAUUAUUAUUAUUAUUGCUGCUGCUGCUGCUGUUGUUGUUCUCCUGCUUUAAAGUGAAGAGAGAGGGCCCUGUGGAAGCUCUUGCCACCACAGUACUUCUCUCUAGAUCAGGGAUGGGGAACUUUCAACCCUCCAGAUAUUGCUGGACUCCAUCUCCCAUCAGCCCCAGCCAGCAGGGCCAAUGGAUAUGAGAGUUGUAGUCCAAGAACAGCUGUUUCCUGUCCCUGCUCCGUAUGCAGGGGGCUGAACACUCCGUGUUAAAACUGGGGGUGGAAUGAGUCCUUUUUUAGGCAUAUCACCCCCAGAAGCACAAUUUCUUGAGAUUCCGGUUUUCUGCCUUGCUAAGUCUCCUUUUGUGUUUUGACAAACUGGGCGGGUAUGCUUGUUCAUUCGCUCCCAGGAACUGACGUAAUGGUUCGCUGCCUGAAACUAGUGAAGGAGUUUCGGAAGAAGGUGGAUGAUUACCAUGACGACGACGACGAAGAAAUGAUCACCAAAGCCGUGCAGCCUGUGGACAUUGUCUACGAGAAGGAUAUGCUGACUCAAGCGUAUGAGCUAAGUAGGUAAAUGGCUCAGGCCCCAAACCUCUCAGGGGCUGGGUGUUGGGUUGAAAUAAGCGUCAGUAGAGGGGGCAUCUUGGCAGUUCCUUCACCCUCAGAAGUUUGGGGGCAGUGGCCCGAGAGAGAGCCUUACCUGUGGUGGCCCCUGAUCUGUGGAACUCCCCAUAGAAGUGUACCUGCCACCUUCAUUAGACAGCUUUCAGCGAAUGCUGAAGGCACACUCUUUACCCUGGCCUUUGACACUUAAGGUGUAUAUUUUUAGGAUCCGCCUUACCCUUCAACCCAUCUGAACUCUCCUACCAUUCAGCAUCUUUGGGGGGACCUGUUGUUGUUUACUCGUUUAGUUGUGUCCGACUCUUCGUGACCCCCUGGACCAGAGCACGCCAGGCCCUCCUGUCUUCCACUGCCUCCCGCAGUUUGGUCAAACUCAUGCUGGUUGCUUUGAGAACACUGUCCAGCCAUCUGGUCCUCUGUCUUCCCCUUCUCCUUCCGCCCUCCAUCUUUCCCAACAUCAGGGUCUUUGCCAGGGAGUCUUCUCUUCUCCUGAGGUGGCCAAAGUCUUGGAGCCUCAGCUUCAGGAUCUGUCCUUCCAGUGAGCACUCGGGGCUGAUUUCCUUCAGAAUGGAUAGGUUUGAUCUUCUUGCAGGCCAUGGGACUCUCCAGAGUCUCCUCCAGCACCAUAAUUCAAAAGCAUCCAUUCUUCGGCGAUCAGCAUUCUUUAAGGUCCAGCUCUCACUUCCAUACAUCACUACUGGGAAAACCGGAGCUUUAACUAUACGGACCUCAUGUUAUGCUUUCCCCUCCUCCCCCUCUGCAGUUGAAAGCUGGGGGACCAAAGGCAUUUCUCAAGCUGAACUCCGAGCCGCCAUGAAUGUGGGGAAGCUGGAAGCCAGGAUGCUCUGCCGCCUCUUGGAGAGAUACAAAGUGAUCAAGGUAACACUUGUCACGGCCUCCGCUGCUGGCCUUGCGCACGGGCCCCUUCCUCAACAUGCAGGAAAUGCCAGGUAAAGGCUGAGAACGGUCUUGAUCCUUGCUUAGGGAUUCAUGGAAGACGAAGGCAGGCAGCGGACGACCAAAUACAUCACCUGCACGUUUGCGGAAGAGAGCGACCUCAGCCGGCAGUUUGAGCGGGAGAAGGCUCGGAGUGAGCAGCUGGCCAUGGCCAGCGUGUCGGUGGCCCCCGACGACUCCAUGCCUGGGGAGGAGCAGCUCUCUGCAGCCGAGGAGGAGGAGGAGAUGCCUCUGCUCUCUGAAUCGGAGAACGAGGAGGAGGCGAGAGAAGGCGGGAAGCCGAGGAGCGCCAGCUCAGCGUCGCUGCUCAGGCUCAGUUUCCGAGGAGGAGGCAGCCCGUGCCAGUCAACGCCAGUGAAAGGUACAAGGGGUGAGCUUUGGCCAAGAGGGCCACUUCCUUCCUCAGUGGCCAUGUUAGGCUCUGUGUCUGCCUGUCUCUCUCUCUUUCUGUCUGUCUCUCUGUCUGCUUGCAGCCUUAAGAACAGCAAAGUGGUGUGUGAUGUUGCAGAAAUUGCAUGACUUUAGAACAAAGUUUUUAAUAAGGUCUGAGUGCUGAGCUCUGUAUAAAGGGGGCAGGUGCUUAAUUAGGGGGGUUAGGAUUGCUCAAGAUCGCCAGAAAUCCAUGAUCUCUGUCAGCAUCUGACCCAUUGCCUGUGAUACAGCAAAGCUUGCAACAGUUGCUUGGUUGUGUUGCUGACCAGCUCUGUGUUUCCUCUCCCUCUGUGUCUUUUCUUAAAACUAGCCCAGAAAUUGCUAGCUCCAAGGACCCUGGGGAGGAAGCUGUCUCCGUUGCGCCCUUCUGAAUACCCAGAAGAGCUUCCUGAACACACCGCAAAUGAUGAUUCCACUUUGGACACACUAAAGCAGGAAAGUGGCCUCUCAAAUUGUGCCCAUUUUAUAGAUCAUGCUGAUGGUAUGGCUCUGGUUGAGGAAGUCAAGCUGGAGACUCCCAAAGUAAGAGGCCUUAAAGCCUGAACAUUUGUUGCUAGUGCGCAUGUUUUGGCACACUUGGGAUGGAAAGUCUUUCGCAAGGUGUGAGCUGGGACGGGGGGCCAGAGUCACUGGAGGGGGGGGUCACCUCCCUUGCCUGCUAUGGACAGCUUGGAGGGCCACGUUUGCUGUGGGUUGGCUGAUGGAGGAGCCAACUUCAGGCGGUUCAGCCUCAGGGAGUGAGAAGGGAUGUUCCUGGGGGCUUUUGAGCUGGCAUUUCCACAACCCAGUGGGCAUCAGAAGGUGGCACAGCAAUACAUUUAUAAAAGGGGAAACCAGUGAAAUUUAUAAAACUGGAAAUGGAGGAUCAAGAAGAUAAUUAAAAGAGGUGUGGGGAAAGGAGACAACAGGGGUGGAUGGUUCGCAGGCGAUGAAGGACUUGCUCACAAAUUUAUUGACAGCUGCACGAAUUAUGAUAGCUAGGAAGUGGAAGGGGCAAGCAGAUUCUAAAAUGGAAGAAUGGUAUAAAGAGGUGUGGGGUGUACCUAUUAAAGAUAAAUUAACAUGUGCCAUUAAGGUAAGAUGGGGAAUAUAUCCUCAAAUAUUAAUUUGAGGAAUUAUGAAGGGUGUUUGUAGAAUUUGUACUGUUGAAAUGGAAAGGGGUCAAAACACUGCAGGAUGUGUUGAAAUUUUGGGAGGUUGGAUAGUUACAGUGUAAUGGUCUCGGGGGUGAGGUGCACAUUUUUAUUCUUAUUUCUUUAUUAUUAUUACUUUGUCAAAAUAAAUAAAAGACGAAAGAGAAGGGGGCAGUGCUUCUGUGCUGGUCCAGGAAGUGUAUCCAUCUGUCCUGAGCCUCUACUUCAGCAGCGCGGCACUUGCUUCACGCGCCAAAGGUUCCAGCCACAAAGGGCCGGGAGUGCAUCGCAGGCCUUGCACACCAUGUCUCACCUGGGCGUUGAAACCUGUCUCAUACCCAGGGGGGACUAACUCCUAGGGCCCCAACACUCCCUCAGUCUGGGUGCACUGAAAGUCUCGUGCAUGGUCAAGAGCCUGUGCACUUCUUCCCAAACUCACAAACUUCAGUCCAGUCCCAAAGGGUGGAUUCCCUUUGGGGUUGAUGCCACAGGCGUAGCCCACUAGCAAGUCUUCUUUUAGGGCUGCCAAUUGGCCAAGCAGCUGCUGAGCCCCAGUUGUAACAAUCAAACUUGGCGGCUCUUGCUUCAGCCUCUACAAGUUCCACCCAGUUUCUGCUACAGGGGACCCACAACUUACGUGUGGUUUACUUCCGCGAUUGCAGCUUUGUGCAGGUGGUACCUGGACAAUAACCUUGGUGUAGGUUGCUGUGUGUGGAAAGGAAGUGGGUGUGCAGAGGAGGGUGGGGUGGCGGCCAGUUUGUCCAACUCCCCCUUUCUCUCUCACUGCCGGGGGCUUCUCUUUUGGUUUCCUUGUCCCGAGUGUGGCGUAAGGAGCGUCUGGGCGGCAGGAUUUCACCUGGCCUCUAUAAACUGUGGUUUUCUGCCCCUGUGCCAGAAAAGCUGUGAUGUCAAGAAGAAAGAGAAGGGCUGGCGAGCCUCGGGGGUGGAGCGCUCCCACGAGACCUACCGCCUGCUGAAGCGCCGCAACCUCAUCAUAGAGGCCGUGCGCAACCUCCGCUUGAUCGAAAGCUUGUUUGCGUAAGUCGGGGGUUCGGAAGCGAGCACCAGCUUUUCCCCCUUGCCUGCCGGGCAGCCUGCUCCCUGCUCCACCAGGGCACAUUCCACAGGGAGUGAGUUGGGCUCCUUGGAGGAAAAUGUGGGAUUGGAUGCAAUAAUAAACAAGUGUGUAUGUGCCUUGUUGCAGCCUUCAGAAGAUGAUAAUGGACCAGGAGAAGCAGGAAGGGGUUUCCACCAGGUGCUGCAAGAAGUCCAUUGUCCGCCUAGUGCAGAAGCUCUCCCAGGAAGGCCUCCUGCGCCUCUUCCGCACCACGGUCAUCCAGGAUGGCAUCAGCAGAAAGGUACACCGCCUGCCAGGGCUCCCCCUGGCAUGUUAGUGUUGCCCAUCCGGGUGAUAUUGGAGGGGCAAAUCUUUUCCAGCUAGUGAAUUUGGGGAAGGGUGACGGAGAUGGUUGAAGUUCAGUCCUCCUAAAGCAAUGGUUCUCAACCUGUGGGUCCCCAGAUGUUGUUGAACUACAACUCCCAUCACCCCUACUUAGCAAAGCCAGAGCUCAGGGAUGAUGCGAGUUGUAGUCCAACAACAUCUGGGGACCUAUAGGUUGAGAACCGCUGUCCUAGAGGGUCUCAAGGUACCCAGUGAUAAGAAAGAGACAGCAGCCUGAGUCCUCUGCCGGGGAGCCACUGCCGCUCAUAGAAUCAUGAAAUAGGGAGUCACAAGGGACCCCGAGGGCCAUCUAGUUCAACCCCCUGCAAUGCAGGAAUCGCAGCUAAAGCAUCCCUGAUGGAUGGCCACCCUGUGGGAUGGGUUUAAUUGCAGUUUCUCCCUCCCAGCUCCCACACGUGUGGGUUGAGCAGAGUUUUAAACUCCCAUUCUUGGCAGAAAAAUUAAAAGCAUAGAAAUUGGGAUGUAAAACCUUAUUCUGGGCAAGUCCAGCUACAAAGUAAGCUGGCUCUCCCUUUCUUGUCCGUUCAACAACUUGUAAGUUUAAACAAAAUAUUUACUUACAUUUACAUUGGUUCACAACAAUAGCAGCAGUAAAACCAAUGCAGGCAAAAUACUUUUAUGUACUGUAUAACCAGCUCCAGGCACCUGCCUAAAGUUGGAGCACCUGACGCUGGUCAAAGGAAGAGGAACAGGAAGUACUAGAUGCUCCUUUUUCUCCAGGAGAGGAGGGGAAAUGAGAUCACACAGAGCCUGCUCUACCAACUGUACGUCUAUGGUCUGAGUAUCUGUCUAUUGGCAAUACAGCUGUGUGAAAUUUAGCCCCUUCUCAUGCUAACUGACCAGAAUAUGCACGCUAGGUUUGGCUGCUAAUCUCCCGCACUUCCAACCUCUUGUUUAAAAACUUCCGGUGAAUGGGAGUCCACCACCUUCUGUGGGAGCCUCUUCCGCUGUUGAACACUGCCAUGGCCAGAAAGUUCUUCCUGAUGUUUAGUCGGAGUCCCCUUUCUUGUAACUUGACCCCAACAGGCAAUCCUAGAUGGACAAGGAAUCUUACCUGCUCUGAGGGGCCAGUCUGCUCUGCUUGUCUCAGCGGCUUAGCUAGCUGCUUGGGUGCCGGGGGGGGGGGCAAGGUGCCUGUGGCGCAAGGCACACCAGAAUCCCAGUGCCUGAGCCCCGUUCUGCUCUGAAGUCAUGCAGGCCCGUGUCGCUUUUUUGGGCAGCGCAGAGCCUGCAGGUGCCCAAGUCACCGCGUUACUCCCAGGAGAGACACGUGGGUCGCUCACAGUAAGUGCCGCCCCCCACGGUGUGCUCAGUGCCCCCCCCCCAGCUACACCUCUGGCUUGACUGUGGGCCAUGUGUGUGUCCUCAUCCUCACCUGGGGAAAGUCCUUGGCAUCUUGUCCUCCAAUGGUUUGAUUCAGCCUCCUCUCUGAAGACUCUGCCCACGGCUUCUCCCUCUCUACUCUCAGUACUGGCAUUGCCACCCGCCUGUUAGAAUUCCUGCUCUAUGAUUACAGUCAUGGGAUUGUUGUCUUUCACAUGGCGGUGUAUGUUUUCAUUCCACAGAGUGGGAAGUGACGGAGACAGGAUGUUUGUGUUCCUGUGUUCCGUGAAGUGUGACUAUUGUCCUUUGUUCUUUUUCUCUUUGCUGUCUGAUGCUAGAGAGGGGGGGAGCUAUGUUGCAGUGCUCUGUGUGUGUUUAGAUGUAAAUAAAGUAGAUUAGCCAAAACACUGAGUUGCUAAAGUCUGUCACACGCAUGAUGCACAAACUCUGCGGAUCCUUAAGUAUACAACCGACCAGGAGGGAGGGAACUUGCCAGUCAGGCAUGUGUCUCUGCCAGGGUCCUGCUCGAGUGUAGGCUGAAUUCCUGACAGCCUCCUCUCUGAAGACUCGGCCCACGGCUUCUCUCUCUCUGCUCUCAGUCCUGGCAUUGCCACCCGCCAGCGCCUCCCACCCAGAGUGGCCGUUCCUCCUAAGUGGCCUUGGGCUGGAGCUCGUCCCCUGCCCAGAAGGCUGCCUGGGGCCUUGGGCAAAAGCAAGGUGUCUCCCAAGGAGCUUCACAGACAGGAAGGGGAAAGGGCUGCCCUCAGCACCGCGCCUCUUUUGCUCGGCCUCUCCUCACCAAGCCUUCUUCUGUCUCUCUCUCUGCCUCUGCUUGGCAGGUGGAGUUUGUAGUCGACCCCUCGGUGAAUCCCAGCGACCCGCUGGUGAAGAGCGCGAUUGAGCAAGUUCGCUUCCGAAUCUCCAACUCAAGCACCGUGAACAGGUAGGUGGCGGGAGGGAAAGAGGGUGGCAGGGGCUGCCAGCAGGAGCUGGGCAGGCUCUGACUGGCAAGAUUUCCAAGCAACAGGAGGGCGUUCAGAACUGGGCAGCUCCCUCCCUCCUCCACCCCCUGGUGAUUUGGACUGGUGGACCAAGAUCUCUUAUUUAUUUUAUAUGUAAUGUAUGUACUGCUGUGUCAUAGAAGUACAUUGCAGUGUUUCACAACAAUAUAAAAUCAUAAAACCAUGCGGUAAAAUCAUAAAAAGUUGAAAUCAAAAGAAUUAAAAACAAACAGCAGUAGAUCAUUGGUGUGUGUGUGUGCGCGCGCGCUUAAUGGCCUGCCUAGGCCUGGCGGAACAGAAAAGUGGAACAGAAGGUGCCCACUGAAUCUAGUGGCAGGGUGUUCCACAGGACUGGGCCAAUGACACGAAAGGCUUGGUUUCUCUUCCCUCUGGCACCCAUUCCCAUGGCACUUAUCUAGAGGAGGUGCUGUCCUCCUGCCUACUUCCUGGUGGGGGGAGCCCCACAUGUGGGGUUUCUGAAACACUUUCCAGUCCUCUACAGACACCAGUUGUCCCGCUUGUGGCUCGAGGAAAUGGCAGGAGGCAGAUGGCUGCAGAAGAGCCAUGUUCCUAGCUAGUUGUUCAGUGAAUAUUGUGGUGUUUCUGGGGACUGAGCAUUGGAGCCUGCUGUGCAGAUUCCUAACACUGGUGCCUAGCUUCACUUUCCCUUCAUAACUGCAGGAUUAAAGUCCCACAGACGCCAAUGUCUCAGGAGAGUUUGGAUGAAGGAAGCCAGGAGUCUGGACUUGGGGCUGCCCUGAGGGAGAUGGAGGGCUGCUUCUCUCCUUGCAAAGCGGAGGCGGCUGGCAGAAAGGCGCGUGCUGCCAAGUUAAGCUACCACCCAGUCACAGGUAAAGGCUUUUCCUGCUUCUGCUUGUUUCUGGGGGGAGGGUUCUGUGUAAGGAGUGGUGGGCAGUAGCUCCUGCCUGUGUCUCUCCAACGCAAACCCUCUGCUUUUCUUCAGUGCCAGGCCUUGGGCGCUCCCUGGGCUUCCUCCCCAAAAUGCCUCGCUUAAAGGUGGCCCACCUCUUCCUCUGGUACUUGGUUUAUGGGCACCCUCUCAGCGCCCAGCAGAGGAGAUGGAGCUGUAGCCAGGAGGCAGCGGACAGCCUGCAAGGCCUUGACUCCAGCCUGCCUGGCGGGACGGAAGAGAAGGAGCCGAGAGCAGCAGCCGGGAGCCAAGAAGGCUGCGAGGCGCUUGGGGACCAGGCAGGUGAGGAAUCGGGAGCAAGCAGGGAGUCCAGAGGACGGCUCGAUGCUUGGUCUGAAAGCAUUUCUCCGUCGGCUCAUAUCUGAAAGUAUUUGGAAUAAAAGCAAUGAAACUGUAUAAUAAAAAGAGAGUGUAAAUCAGGGGUCAGCAAACUUUUUCAGGAGGGGGCCGGUCCACUGUCCCUCAGACCUUGUGGGGGGCCGGACCCACCACCUCCCAAAAGCACCCCUCCUCCCGAAGGGCCCCCCCACCUCUGUCACAGCCGCUGACACUGCCUCGUCUUCGGCAGCGUCGGCGUCCUCUCUCUCAGCAGGGCACAAAGCCCAUGCCGCUGGCCUGGGUGGUGGAGCCAGCCUUCGCGCUGCCGCCGCUUCCUCCUGCUCAGCCACCUCAGCGGGAAGGAAGGGGCGGCACUCGGAGGCAUUUGCGGCUUUUGAUCCUGCAGCCAAUCAGAAGGCGAGCUGCGUUGCGGAAGUCAGUCUCCGCGCGGCAAGGCCUCUGCGCCGCGCCUGUUUAGCGCGGGGACUGACCUCAAGGUUGGCAGGCUGAAUUAACGAGCCCGGUGAGCCGUAUCCGGCCCGUGGGCCUUAGUUUGACGACCUCUGGUGUAAAUACUAAUAACAGCAUGCUACAAACAGGAGCUCAGCAAUCAGUCGGGGGAAGCCUGGGCAAAAAGGUUCCUGUUUACGGGAUGCCUGAAGCAGCUGGUGGGGCAAAGGGAUGGGCAUCAUUUCCACAGCACGGGGAAUGGCGGGAAGGGCCCGUUUUUGGGUCACUGCCCUGCGGUGCCCAGGAGGGUGCAGGACCACCAGGAAAACAGCCCCAGGGCAUCUAAGGGCUCUCCUAGGGCUCUGCAGGGGGAGCAAAGGGCUUUCACAGUGUUUGUCACUGCUAUGUGCUUCCAUGGGAAGAUGCACGCAUGAGGGGCUGAGUGUUGUGCGCAUGCUCCCGGGAAGCAUCCUCUGAGUUCCUGACGGCUGGGCUUGGUUCAGCAAGGGAGGCCUCCAAGUGAUGCAGCAGCAGCAGCAGCAGCACUGUGGACUCUGGACAGCCCCAGUGACUCGGUUGGGAUCAGCCGCAGGGAGCCGCCUGUGACCUCUGCCCAGCUGUGGAGCCAGCCUGGGCUGUGAGAUCUUGAGGGGCAGGGGAAGGAUUCAGGAAGCCCUCGUGGAGCUUGCUGUCUUCUUUUUCUGCCUCUUCCCUCUAGCACCAACCACAAGUCGGAGGGUUCCACACCCCCCACACACACCUUAACUAACCAGGGGCCCUCCUCAGCUAGUGUCACCUAGGAGCUGGAGUAAAUUCUGACAUUCCUGUGUUACUGUAGCACACAGUGCAAAAUAAAUGAGACGUGACCCGAAUAUAUGCAUUCCAGCAUGAAUGGUGGCGAACACAAGUUGUUCAUGAACAUAAGAACAACCCUGUGGUCCAUUUCUUUCCCCAUCCUGUUUGCACAGGGGCCACGUUGUAAAGUUAGAGGGGGGAAAGCUUUUUUCUGUCCACUUUCUUCACACUUUGCAUAACUUUAUACCGCAUUUUCCCGUGUAUAACAAGCCCCUAUGUAUAAGACGCCCACUAUUUUGGGGGACAUAUUUUAGAAAAUGGGGGGAGAUGGCCCACAGUUGUUGAGCUUUUUAGGGGGAGGAUUGCCCAAGGUUGUUGAGCUUUGGGGGGGGGGAUGCUGAAAAUCUCUAACCCGGAUGACUAACGCUCACAUUGCAGAAGCUGACGGGCAUCUGCCCGCUCGCCAGCAAUCACACGCCUAAUUGCUGCAGCAGCAGCCAAUCAACAGGAAACCUUGCCACAGCAACCACUCACCCACCCACCCAGUUUCCUCCCCCCCCCCCAUGCACUAUCCAUGUAUAAGACGAGCCCUGUUUUUAAAAAUUAUUUUAGAGUAAAGAAACCUCAUACACGGAAAAGUACAGUACAUCUUUAUUGUUGCUUCUUCCUCAUCUUUCCUCCUGGGGGAGUCACUCCACCCCUUUCAUCCUUUUGGUGACUCCUUUCCAAUUUCCCCCCAGCUCUGCAGUAUCCUCCUGCAGGUGAGGCACCCAGAGCUCCCCACAGUAUUCCACACCAGAGAUGCCUGUGUUGGUGUGAAUCUCCCUUGAUCCCCCGCCCCCCGUGAAAGGAGAUGGGUCUGUUGCGGCUGUGAGAACCGUUUUCUCUCUUUCCCUUGCAGUGUACGUGGACGACGCCUCGUGGAAGCGGCACGUCCCUCCUCUCCCGCUCCACCGGGAGUUUGGCCAUGGGUGGGCUCUCGUCAGCGACAUCCUCCUCUGCCUGCCACUCUCCAUCUUUACCCAGAUAGUGCAAGUCAGCUACAAGGUGCUGGGCUUCACUUCAGGGAUUUCUCUCGGCCGAAAGGCAGCUGCCCCUCGGGGCUUCUGCUCCCAAUUUCCCGCCAGUUCUGCUGUGGCUACAAGUUGCCGCCCGAUCCUUUGGAGGGGUGGCAGUUAAAUCCUUUGGUGGUGGGGCAAAAGCUGCUUGCCACACCCAGGGGCACCGCUAGCCAAGGCCACGGGCGGAGGUCCUGGGCAGCCUCCUGUGGGGGCCUUUUCAGCUUCCCUAAUGCUGCCAUAGCCUUCUUUGCAGCUGUUCUGUUUUUUAACAAAAUAUCCCUGGGCUUUGCUUAGGAAAAGCAGAAAGUUAGCCAGACUUAAGUUACAUUGAAAUUUAAUUCAUAAUUUUUAGGUAGAUAACCUGGAAGAUUAUUUAAAUGAUCCCCUGAAGAAACACACGUUGAUCCGAUACCUUCCAAGGUCGAUCCGCCAGAAGCUCCUUUACAAGAGGUAAGCAUCUUCAGCAGGCGUAGAUUUGGGCAAAGGGUGCGAUUUCAGAGUAGCGGAGAAUACCAGACUUUUCAAAGGUCCAGCUCCACGAGCUCGGAAUCCAAACCUGGGAAAUAUUAGAGCAGUGCAAAUCAUUCUCUAAAAAGGUAGAACGGCUGUGUGAUUUUAUAAGAGCUGUCCAUGUCAAACCAACACCACUCUCAUCCUCUGCAUAAGGGAAAAUUUAUGAAUGCAACUGAGAGCAGAGAGAAAACUACUAAGAAAGAGGUGCAGUAAGAUGAAGGGUUCAGAAAGGAUCAGGGAGUCAAAGGCACAAAUAUCAGGCAUUGUGAAAGAACAUCUCACUUUGUGUCUCGUGUAAAACAUUCAGCAGGUUAUGUUGGUCCUGCCUCUUUCUCUUCUCCUCUUCUGCCACCCCCCCCCCACUCCAUUACAUAGGGCUUCGUGAUCACAGAGUUCAAGUCAGUAGCAUAAAAAACCUCAGCUUGCAAUAUAGUCUGUUCACUAAACAGUCAUCGACCGGUGUGCCAAAGCCUUCCUUAGAGAAAGGAGAGGGAACGGAUUCACUGCUUUAGCCCCUAUUGACCCAGAACAUCAUCUUGUGGGCAGGGGGAUGUCUCUGACUUUCAAAGGUUGCCUUGGUUGUCUGUUUGAAUCAGCUCUGAACUAAAAUUGAUGGCCUGUAGACACUCCCCACCCCGCUCCUUGGGCCUAGGUCAGAAUGUCUUGAACUGGGACCCAGGGAGGGCUAUAAAUAUUCCAAAGGACGGUUCAAGCUGUUUGAAUGUGGGAUAUGUCAGGGAAUUAUGCAUAUUGGAAAACCUGCCAGGUCUUUCUCUUCUUUUUUUUGUGGGAGGAGAGGGGAGGUGACUGGUGGAGUGCCUGGAAGCUAACUGACAGAAAGAAGUUGAUGAGUCUAAAGUCCUUAAUCUCUUUUCUACAGGAGAUACAUCUUCUCAGUAGUGGAAAGCCUUCAGCGGCUGUGUUACAUGGGGCUGGUUCAGUUUGGACCCACAGAGAAAUUUCAAGAAAAAGAUCAGGUAAGGUUACUGCUGUGUAUCUGCACCUCUGCCACUUGAUGGUCAAAGCAGCUUACUUUUAAAAAACACACAAUGCCUACAGGAGUAAUGAGGGAAACUUCCCCUGUCCCCAGUGGGGAAGGAGACCCCCAGGUGUGGGUUCUGCCUGCCUCCUUUCCCUCCAGACUUGCAGGGUCACCAGAUGUAUCUGGACAGGUAGAAGAAGCUCCAGCCCCGUCCCUUCCCUGCAUUGCCCAGUUCCCAGGAUCUGUGCUUGCCUCCCUCAUCUAGUCUUCUGUUAAACAUUUUUCCUUCUUGUUGAGUAACAAGAGAAACCCUUUCCAGAAGAAAAGUGUUUUAGUCUGCAGCAGCAAAGAAGGAAGCACUCUAAAGAGUGACCUGUUGUUGCAGAAAGUUUUGUGGACUAGAGUCUGCUUUGCCACAUGUUACCCUCUCAACCUGGGUGGAGAGGGAGAAAAAUGCCAAACCCUGAGGCCAGAUAGGAAUGAAUUGCAGGGAAUGCAGUCUGUGACCUCUUAGAGGUUUGCCAAAGAAGCAGAGUGCCUAUUUGCAACAGCAGCAUUUGACAGCAGCCAAAGUGCCCUAACAUUGCUAAGCCGUUAACACCUCAAGGAGGCAGAACAGCCUAUAAAAGUAAUCGUGGCGUGUGAAUAUCCCAGUUUGCUCCUCUAGUGCAGACUUUGCGACAAUCGAUUUGCCCCUUUCGGAAAAGGGAAGUGGUUGCAAAGCUGUGGUACCCAUCUUGAGCCAAGCUGCGCCUCUGUGGGUCCAGGCAGUUGCUGGGCAGGCCGUCUUGUCCCCAUCUGUCUCCGGAGCUGGGAUUGCUCUUUCCCAAAACACUUGGUUGCAGCCGGAAUGGCCUUGAGCGGCUGCAUCAUAUUGCUGGCCGAACAACUCAGCCUGGCCCAGGGUGGCCCCCCCAGCAACACUUUUCGCAGGAUGGCUUCACGAGGCUUGUGAAGAUGUCCCUGCCUCUUCAGCAGUGUUUUUGUGUGUGUGUCAAAGGAUGCCUCCGGAAGGAGAGCACUUGGCUGCUAUCCAAACACACAAAGAAGGGGUAUCCUAGUUUUGACUUAACUCCCUAAAUCCCUCGAGUCCGUCCUUGCUCGGUUGCUUUGCCCCUGAGCUUUUGUGGGUGUCUUGCAGGUCUUUGUCUACCUGAAGAAGAACGCUGUGAUUGUGGACACCACCGUCUGCGAGCCCCACUACAACCUGGCUCAGAGCAGCCGCCCCUUUGACAGGCGCUUGUAUGUUCUGAACACUCUGCAAGACGUGGAGAACUUCUGGUUUGAUCUGCAGUGCGUCUGCCUCAAUACACCACUAGGUACAGAGCCAGACUCACUAGCCGCUGCCUUCCUGCACUGAUAUCCCCUUCCUGCCUCCUCUCAUUCCACCCUCUCCUGCCACAUCCUGCAGCUCUCAGCUCCUAGCCUCUGGCCACCUGCCUUCAUUCUCUGGCCCAUGGCAGAGUUGCUGCUGCUGCUGCUAUUGCUGACCAGCUCCUCCUCUUCCUCCUUUCAGGAAUUGUCCGCCACCCCCGUGCCAGGAGGGGCGGAGCGCAAGCCAGCGAGGCUGGCACCACCCUGGACGUGGCGCUGGAGCAAGAGUCGGCAGCCCACAGGCACAACCUUGAGCGCAAGUGCGCCAUGCUGGAAUACACCACGUAUGUCUCCUUUCCUCUGUGGUUGCUUGCUAGGAAUGGGGCGUGUUGCAGAGUUGGGGUGUUGCUUUGGCAGCGCAGAAUGCACCCAGGGGUGAGGGUGACUCCCAUCUGCCAGUGGAGGCAGGGCUGGUAAAGGGUUCCGGCAGGGAGGAAAAGAGGAGCCCCCUAGGCUUUCUCCAGGUCUUAGAUGAUCACAUCUGAGAUGCAGGGGCUUAAAUGCUCCUUGGUUGCACUGAAAUGGACAACUAUGUGUCCUAGAAGAGAUGCGCCGUUGAGCCCUUUCUGUGCGGAUUCACGCUCCUUGUACAGUCAUACCUCGGGUUGCUAACGUGAUCCGUGCGGGAGGCACGUUCGCAACCCGCAGCGUUCGCAGCCUGAAGUGCUGCGCAUGCACGUGACAUCAUUUUGCACUUCUGCGAGCACUGAAACCCAGAAGUAACCGAUUCCGGUACAGUCAUACCUCGGGUUAAAUGUGCUUCACGUUGAGCGUUUUCAAGUUACGCUCCACGGCGACCCGGAAGUAACGGAGCGUGUUACUCGCGGGUUUCGCCACUCACACAUGUGCAGACGCUCAAAAUGAUGUCACGGGCAUGCGCGGAAGCGGCAAAACGCGACCCGCGCAGAUGCACAGUCAUGUCUUACAUUCUACUCAGGAUUCGGACAGGGCUCCGGAAUGGAUCCCGUUUUCACAUCCAGAGGUACCACUGUACUUAUGGGUUCGGCGUGGUCCGCAACCUGAGAACGCGCAGCGUUUGUAACCUGAGGUAUGACUGUAAUAGGAAUGCAGCAGAUAGGAUCAAAAACAAUGUAAAAGAAUCUGGAAGGCCCAUUGGGGUUUCCUACCCGUCCCUUUUUAAAGGCAUUUCUUUAUUUGCCUUUUCAAAGUUAAUACCAGAAAAGGCCCAGCACAAAAACUAAGCUGUACUACAGCUACUGCUGUCUGGAAGAAUCAGGCUCCCUUUCCUGAAGUUGGGUUAGCAGCAUCAGGAAGUGAGAGGAGUAGGAAGUCACUUGGAAUCAUAGAACUGUGGAAUUGGAAGGGACCCCCAAGGGACAUCCAGCUCAACCCCUACAAUGCAGGAAUCUCAGCUACAGCAGCCAUAACAGAUGGCCAUCCAACCUCUGCUUAUAAACCUCCAAGGAAGGGGAGUCGUCCACCACCCUCUGAGAAAGUUCUUCGUAAGGUUUAGUCAGAAAUCGCUGGAAUAGUUGCGUGGCAGGACCAAGUCUCCGCCCACACCCCCUGGUCCUAAGCAGAGCAGAGCUGGCCUUUGAGGAUUCCUGGGCUAAGCUGUUCCCUUCACCGUGCCUUCCCCCCCUUUCAGAGGACGCCGAGAGGUGGAGGACAACGGCACCAUUCCUGGCGACGGGCUCGGUGCUGGGGGCUUGGAUUCCAGCUUUUACGGCCAUUUGAAGCGCAAUUGGAUUUGGACCAGCUACAUUAUGAACAAGACCAGGAGGGUGAGUUUUUCUUCCCAAACAAUUCUUUUUAAAAAAAGAAGAAAGAAAGAAAGAAAGAAAGAAAGAAAGAAAGAAAGAAAGAAAGCCUUUGGCUUGGAAUCAACUUGAUUCCCUUCCACUCUUUCCUUUUUUCUUUCUCCUUCUGUGAUGGAACUCCUAUUUGGGGACUUCCCUGGCUUUUUUCUGGCCCACUUAGGUCCAGUCUGGAUAGUUGGCCUUGGUGAAGAUUUGACGUUUUCAUCCCCAAAAAGUUUUUGAUUUGAGUUUCUACUGAAAUGAGGCUGCAUUUUAAUCUUGUUUUUAAGUUGUAUUUUAGUCAAUUGUUUAUAUACCUGGUGUUAGCCGUCCUGAGCCCGGUCUUGGCUGGGGAGGGCGGGGUACAAAUAAAAAAAUUAUUAUUAUUAUUAUUAAAAACUGUCUUCCACCCACCCCAAAAUAGAUAUCUUUUUAAACAAUGCAGACGGUUGAAGAAAUAAACUGGAUUUUUUAGCACAAGCCACUCUGUGCUAAAUUUUGCUUUGACAUGCAUUUUAUUUUUGAGGGGGGGAGAGAGACUGCUCCCAUAAAUCACCUUUUCAGCUGCCUGUAUUAUCAGUGGCUAUAACGGAAAUUUAUUUCUGAAUGGUGCCGUUGUCCGCUAAGCACUGAAAUCAAAGGAUUCUGAAUGUUAUGUGUGGCUUUCAGAGACUAAACUACCUGCCACCCCUGUGAAGUCAAAAGGACAUUCUCCACCCCCCAGCCUGUUUUGGUCAGGUGGGCCCAGCAUCGCCCCCGUCUCUUGACUCCGCAGGAGCAUGAGCACAGGGGCAAGAGCAGCCAUGCGCUUUCCCAGCACGGAGACCGUUGUGUCCUUGGUGGGCAAAAGCUUCUCUAAGAACCUGCUUUGUGCAGGAAGUCCUCUGUUACUCUGCAGCCCACAUGCAAUGCCAAAUCCACACAUUUCCUCUAGUGCUGCCACCUGGAUUCGUCCCUCCUGCUCACUCCCAGGCAGGGUGGAUUUGAUUUAAAUCAAAUCGAUUUAAAUCACAAUUUAAGUCAAGUCACUAGUCAGUAAGACUUGAUUUAAAUCUUUUUUUUUUUUUACAGAAAGACUAAUUCUUGCUGGUAUAAUCUUAAUAUUUACAACCUGAUGAAGGUUUCAUUUUUGGAAUAAUAAAUUUAGAGAGUAGUUUUUACAGUUAUAUCAAAAAUUACUGAUGCGGUUAUGCUAUUAGAAAUACGUAGACAGAUAAUUAUGAAAUUAUUGUUUAUAUUUGGACAACUGUUCUGUACUUUAUUGGAAGGAGAAAAAUAAUCAUUUCCAUAAUAACAAUUUAAACAAUUUAUUUAACUAAAACAGAAACAUUAUAGCAUAUCUAUCCAUGUUUGUUAACUGAUGUGGUUAAACGGGUUUGUUUGUUUUAAAAAAACUUAGACUGAGUUUUAGCCCACAUGAAAAAUUGAAAACAAAUCCUUAUUUCCUGAUGAAUAGCCUUUGGACUAUAAGGUAACUUAAACAGAAAACUAUCUUUAGAAAGAUUUUUUUCUCCAAAACCAUUCUAUUUUUAAAAUACAAUUUAUAAUUUAAAAAAUCCGAUAUUUUUUUUAUCAUUUAUUUUUGUCAACCCUGCUCCCAGGGCUCUUUCGCGGUUGUUAGGAAUGGCUCCUUUUUGGUCAACUGGACGCAGAUGUGGCGCUCAGGCUUUGCAGGUGACUGCCAGAUGCAGCAAAGCUUGGCUAGGAAGUAAAAUCCUCUCUCUAGUCUGAUCUUGAACCACCUGCGGCCUUUGCAUGGCUGGUAACCUGUGUGCUUUGUCACUAGGAGAACGCUGCUGCUGCUGAAGCUGGGCACACGGUCAGACUGCAGACCUUCCUGACCAAACGCUCCCUGCCGCUGAGCACAAGAGGUAAUGGGGCUGGGAGUUCCCUGUGUGUGUCCGGGAUGGGAGGCACAGAGAUGGUUGUGUAUUGCUCCUACUCCUCCAGGGGAAUCGGGGGGACAGCCCAGCUCUCAUGUGGCCAUUGUGGGAGCUGUGAAGCUGGUACAGGUCCAAAGAGACUGACGUCCUGGGCAGCCCUUCCUGCGGAAAAAUGCUUUACGGAGCUGGGCAGUGGAGACUAGACGCGGGUUGACCUUCCUAAAUUGCACCGAGACAUUUUGGCAGGAUGGCUUCACGAGGCUUGUGAAGCAAGGAGGAAUGCUUUUAGGAAACCCAGGAGGUCAUAAACAGGAGUAGGCAGGAUGGCAGUAUUUACCAUCUCUUUGUGAACUCUCUUCCUGGCCCUUAAGAUCGAUCUAAAGAUUAACAAACUACAUCAAAGUAACCUACUAUCUUUAUGUACUGAGGAUGCCCGGUGAAGCAACUGGCCUGUGUUUCAGAAUGCUUAUACAGGCCUGUCAGGCGUAGAAAAGGAACAGUAGAGAAAGUGGCCAGAGAUGCAGAGGCUUGUGGGGUUUGAUCAGAAAUUAUUGUCAAUAAAUCAAACCCAGUCAACGCAAUGCUUUCAUGACACAAUGGCUUGCUCCAUAUUUCAUAAUUCCUCAUAGUAAUCCCACCUGACCACUACAACUCAGCAAUUUCUAUGGUUUGCCACUGCCCCUCUCAGGAGAAGUCAGGUCAAAUUAAGCCCUAAACAACUCAGGCCCCAGAUACCCGUAGGCCGCUUCCUUCCCUGCAGACCUCCCUGGGUGCUGAGAUUGGCAGAGAGGGCUCUCUCGGUAGUUCCUCAGAGGCUCAGUGGGUGGUGGCCCAGGGCCUUCUCUGUGGUGGCCCCGGAGGUGGCAAACUCCCUCCCCACAGAGGUGCGCCUGGCACCUUCACUCUGCAGCUUCCGGAGGAUAUUGAGGAUGCAUCUCUUUACCCUGGCUCUUUACACCUGAGGUGCAUAUUUUUGGCACCCACCUUACUUUGGUGAUCGCAAGUUGUUGUAAAGUGUUUUUAACACUUGUUUUAACGUUGUAACCUGCCCUGGGACCUUCGAGUGAAGGGCAGGUAAUACAUAAAUAAGUAAAUAGUAGUAGCUCAAAUAGCUCAACAGCUCAAAAGCUAAGACGUUUUAACAGUUCUGUAUAUGUGUGUGUGCAAGACAGAGUUGCAAUUCUCGUGCAUGUGCCUGGGAGAGUCUCUUUAGACCGGCAGUUGACAUUUCCAGUUGCUGCCUCCCUCUUCCAUGCUUUUGGAGCCCAUAAAAGUCCCUCCCUCCCUCCCUGCUGCUCCCCAAUUUGCUGCUGGCCAGACAGGUGGCACCUGUGUGUGUUUUUGCUGUGCAUUCCUUGCUGGUGCAGGAUUUCCUUGUUGGUUCCCAGGUGGCGGCGGCAGCAGCUCUCUUUGGGGAGACGGGCUGCUGGGUGCGGAUCCUGCGGUCCAGAAGGAGGACCUGGAGGUCGAAAGCGAAACCACGCUGAACAGAAGCCAGAGAGUGAGGGGCGGAAAGAGCCAGAAGAGGAAGCGGCUUAAGAAGGAGCCGGUGAAGAAGACAAGGAAAAGGAGGAAGAGAAGAGGUGGCCUACCUCACUGGGGGGCUGGGGGGGCAGGCUGUGCAUGGCACUCGCUGGCUGAAAACCACUUAGGGCUCUGAGCGCCAUUUUGUUCUGGAUCAGGCUUCCCCAACCUUGGCCCUACAAUUCCCAUCAUCCCUGACCACUGGUCCUGCUAGCUAGGGAUCAUGGGAGUUGUAGGCUGGGUUUUCCUCUUCCUUUGAGAUCUAAAUGUCCUCCUAAUGGCUUGGGGCAAAUCCUCCUGUCUGCCUUCGGGGUCUGCUGGGCACAGGGGGGCCGGAGUGGCUGUGCCCUGGUCUUCCACAGCAGUGGGCCUUGGAUGCCCACCUGCCCCCCCCCCCAAGCUCACACAUGGGAGAGGCAGAGCCACGAGCUGCUCACUCGCCACAAGCUGCUUCCUUCCUUUCUAAGAGGGGGGCGCCAGGGUGAAGAGAAAAAAGCCGCGCUACCACGACGAAGCGGACCAGAGCGCCUUGCAGAGGAUGACCCGCCUGCGCGUGACGUGGACCGUGCAGGAGGACAGCCUGCUCAUGCUGUGCCGGAUCGCCAGCAACGUCCUCAAUGCCAAGGUGGGCGGGGCGGUGGGGGUGGGGAAGCUGAUCUCAGCAGCGAGGCUGAGAGGGGGCGACUUGGCAGCCAGCAAGUGGGGAGAACGGGGGGGGGGGGCGUCUUUGGGCUUCCCUUGUGGGCAAAGGGUCCAGAGAUCCUGGCCUCGACUGAGCGGGGGCUCCUUUGUCUUCUCCUCUGGUGCAGGUGAAGGGGCCGUUUGUCCCCUGGCAGGUGGUGCGAGACAUCAUGCACAGCAACUUCGAGGAGUCGCUGGACAAGACGUGCCACUCGGUGGGGCGGAGGGCGCGCUACAUCGUCAAGAACCCCCAGACCUACCUCAACUACAAGUGAGGCACUUUCAUCAUUUCAUAAGCUCUAUUGGAAAAUUUUAGAGCAGUUACCAAACGCAGAGUGUUGUCUCCCAAGACAAAUAACGUGCAGAUGUUAAGUCUUGCAUGCAGUCGUCCGCAAACGUGGAAAACCUUUUUGCAUUACAAAUUCAGCAGCUGUCCUCGGGGUGUACUUCAGUCUAAAGCGUUAAGGUGAUUUCUCCACGGUGGCUGCUGCAGCUGAGACGGAGGGCAGACGGCUGUGCCAUUUAUUGUUAAUAAACGAUAUAAACUGAGACCAGAUGGAGUCACACCCACCUUUCAGUGUUAAUCCUCUUAUCACCCUCUGGUGGUGAGUUAAGCAUUUAAUAAGUGCUCUUUCUGAGCUUUUGAGGCUGCUGCGGCUUUGAAAUUAUUAUUAUAUAUCUAUAUCCAUCUAUAUCUAUCCCACCUUUUUUCCUGACAAAGGGACUCAAGGUAGCUUACAGCUAAAAUAGAAACAGCUAAAAUCACCAGGGGGUGGGGAAGCAAUCAUUUAAAAUCUAUUACUAUUAUUAUUAUUACUACUACUACUGAUAAUAAUAAUAAUAAUAAUAAUAACCUAAUAAUAAUAGUAAUUUUAAUAUUUGUACCCUUCCCCUCUGACUUGGUUGCCCCAGCCACUCUGGGCAGCUUCCAACAGAUAUAAGAAAACAAUAAAACAAUAAAACAUCAAAACAUCUAUACAAGAUACAGGUGUGUUUGUGUGUGUGUGUGUGUGUGUGUGUGUAGUGGUUUAUUAAAAUGUACAGAUCUUUGCAAUGAAAAGAUCACAGCACCAGCCCUUUGGUCAGUUUCCGAAUGUCUGUGGGAACAAAAAGGGAUUCACCUGCCAACGGAUGGAGAGCAAGGAGGGAGCCAGUCUGGCUUCUCUGGGCAGGGAGUUCCCAAGUUGCCUGGGAGCAGCCACCACCAAGAAGGCCCUCUCCGUGUCCCAGUGUCGGGGGGGGGCGUGUUUUGUCCUUCGCUGCCUCCCCUGCUCUCAGGGCAUCCUUCAGGGCUCCCUCCCUCCUGGGGUUCCUCUUCCCCUGUGAGUGGGGAAUGUGAAUUUGCUAUAAACACAGGAAUGCUGUGGCCAAGGGCUCUCCCCGUGAGGCGAUGGUCUGAGAGCCAACAUUUUCCCUAUCACCAUCGAACGGAGUCGGCCAUCCCUCCUGGGGAGAAGAGGCUGGUGUCGGGGGAUGCCCCCUUUGGGCUGCCUCUGUGGCUCUUGAAGUGUUUUCUACAGAAGCCAGCAUUCUCGGAGGGAGGCUGAGCUUCAGGGCUAAACUGGGGGGGUGGGGGGUGUCUUCCGCAGGGUUUGCCUGGCUGAAGUCUACCAAGACCGGACUCUGAUUGAUGACUUCAUGAACAGGAAGAGCAACUACCAGGACCCCAAGGUGAGCAGGGGCAGGUGUGGGGCUCUGGGUCCAUGCACACACCCCAGGAUGGACCUGAAGUGGCCCUGCCCUGCAUGGGCAGAGAUGCUGAGCACAGCUCCAGUGAUGGUUUCCCUGUGCCCCUUCAACCUUGAAUUAUUUUCUUUAGUUGCAUAUAACACUUGAUUGUAAAAAACGUCAAAGCAGUUUAUCAUCAUCAUCAUCAUUAGUUUCUAUACCACCCUUCAUCCAAAGAUCACAGGGCAGUUUACAAUAUAAAAACACAACAAGACAUAUCAUAAUAACAAACAAAAACAAGACACACACACACACACAGUUUAAAAAGCCUGGGAGUAGAGGAACGUUUUUGCCUGGCACCUAAGAAUAUGCAACGAAGGCAGCAGGCGAGCCAGAUUUACAAGAAGAUAAAACAAUAAACUCAAGAAAAAACCACAACCCUGCUUUAAAACGUACAAAAGUUAAAAUAGAGUAAGAAUAUCUCAGCUUCUAAGCCUCUGAGUAGGCAUGCCUAACCAAGAAUGCUUUGAGCAGGUGCCAAAAUGAGUACAGUGAUAUCAGUAGGCAGGGAGUUCCAAAGUGUAGAUGCCACACUAAACGAUCCAGUUAUUACAGGUGUGGAAUGGGAAUUCUGUGUCACCUGUAACAGGGCCAGUUCCACUGAGGGACACGGUGGAGUGGGGAAAGGCGAUCUCGCGGGGAAUCUGGUCCCAAGUAGUUAAGGGCUUCAUAUACAAACAAUGACAGCCUGAACAUGGCCCCGUAGCAAAUGGGCAACCCUUGCCAGCCUCUCAGCAGUGGACCCAAAGAAGGAGUGGGCUGAUGCCAGAGCCACUGGUUCUUCUUCUGCCGCCUCCUGCCCCUCUUGGGCUUUGGAAGGCGGGCAGGAGACCUCCAGCCUCCUCCCAGCCCCUCCUUCCGCCCCUGCCCUGCCAGAGGAGCCCUUGAAACAGAGACGAGUGUGCAGGUGACCCUGAGAGACGGAACCGGGUGUGACCCCACCUUCCUGGUUCCCAGGACCAGGCUUUGUUCAGAGCUGACUGACCUCCCUCCUUCUUCUGCUCGAAGGUUUGCUCAGAAGAGUUCAAGGAAUUUGUGGAGAGGCUGAAGGAGAAGUUCAGCUCCACACUGGGGAAUCCCAGACCUGCCAUCCCAGACACCCUCGAGGAGCUUUUCCGCAGGUAUCUCCUUGGCCAAACCCCGUUGGCAGGGAUGGGUAAGGAGCUGUCAGUGGCCAGGGCCACUCUGGAUCUUUAAGAGGGUGGCCCUGCAGGAGCUGAGCUGCCUGUCUGCCAAGAAACCAGCCUGCUGUGCCCGGGGGAAUUGCAGACCUGGCUCUUGCCCAUCAGAAUCUGCCCCAGUCCCUGGUGGGUCUGUAGGAAGCUGCCUUCAGCCAGCUCAGCCUGGCAGGGACUUUCUGGGGUUUGGGGCCCAGGGGUCCUUUUGGGCCACCUGCGUGCCGGGGUGGGUGUACGCUACCCCCGGGAUAAAGGGAGAUGCACCUGUGUGUGCCACCUUGGUGAGAUCUUCCGUGGCUCCUUCCUUGCCCUUUUCCAGGUUCCGAGUUCUGGCCAUCGGAGAUGAAACGACCCAAAGCAAGAAAGAGGAUGUGCUCAGCAGGUGAGGCAAAGUGGGCUGGGGAGAAGCAUAAAAUGCUUCCUUCUCCUGUUGGAAACCAUUUGAAACUGAAAUCCAGUACCCCCAAGUGCCAAGACACCCCCACCCCACCCCAUUCCAGCUUCCCAAGCUGGGAUCACAUUGCUAAGAUGUGGAGCGGUUUAUUCAUCCCUGAAGUUGGGCUUUCUCUUUAAGAAAGAUGGAUCUGUGCUGCGAAGGUUGAUUUCAGAUUGACGCAGGCUGUUUCCUUCCAGCAUCGCCGACAUCCACUUUCUGGUGCUGCAGAACUUGAUCCAGAGCACACUGGCCCUCUCCGACAACCAGAUGAAGUCCUGCCAGUCAUUUCAGGUAGAGAGAACCUUGGUCUGCUGAGGUGUGUGCGUCCCCUCACCUAUCUUGGGGGCUCAAGGAAACAUACUGGGGCUUGAGCAUCUGCUGAGGAGACUGAUGCCUGGGGGAGUAGGUGGGAAGACAGCUGGCCUAUGCACCUGAGAACUUAUAAAGAGACUUCUGGAUGAGGCAGUGGCCCCUCUAGUCUGCUGCGUUCUGAAGGUAAAGGAAGGACUGGACCCUGAUUAAUAAAAUACACACAAGGCUUGGCCAGCAAGAAUCUGGGAGGAAGUGCGCAUCAUAAUCUGCCACACCCCGGCCCAGGACCCUUUUAUUAACAAAAGAACUCUUGCACAGCGUUUGUAAGAACUAAUCAGAUUUCCUCUGAGCGUUUCAAAAACAUCCCCACGUGGGACAAGACAAAGUCAGAUCAGAGGAAUCCGUUUAACUACAAAGACUACUUUGAGCAUGCAUACGUGUUUCAGAGUAAAUAAAACAGGAAUCAAGGAGGAAUGCUUUUAGCAAACCCCAAAGGUCAUAAACAGGCAGUGAACAGGAAAGGAAGGUAGGUUGUAAGCGUGGCGAGGAAAAGGUCUAGGAGGCCCUUCGAAAUGCUGGCGAAAUGAUUUGGGCAUGUUGGAAAUGGCAAAAGUGGCCGGAAAAAAUGCUUGAAAAUGCCAUGGAAAUGUCUCCCUCCCCAAAAGGAAACAAACAUUGAGAGAUGUUAUAAUGGGGAGCUGAAGUUCCCAGCUCUUAGCUGCCUGCAUGUGGUUGUGUCCGCAGACCUUCCGCCUCUACCGGGAGUACGGGGACGACCUGCUGGUCAAGGCCUUCUUGGACUGCCAGAAGAGGAGCCUCGUGAACCGCCGGAGGGGCAACCACAGCCUGGGCCCCAAGAAGAGCCGGGCACUGCCCUUUGUGCCCAUGUCUUACCAGCUCUCUCAGAGCUACUACAGGUCAGUGUCCUGCCUGCACCCUGGGGCUGCCAGUGCAAAGCAGAGGCUGGGGGGAUGGGGGGCAGCCAGGAGAACCAAGGCUGUGUUGGGGGGAACACACCCAGACGGCCCUUCCUGGGGGCUUCCCUCGCCCCUUUUGCCUGGCUUGCUGGAGCACAGAGGAGCCCACCCCUUAGUCCAGCCAGGGGAACAGAAGGUAGCUUAGCUCUUGCGCCAUCUUCCAUGCGACUGCCCUUUAUGAGAGACGUCUUCAGGUAUCUAUAAAGAGCCAUCAUAUGGAGGAAGCUUGUGCUUCCUGCUGCUUCAGAGGGCAGGACCCCACCCAAGGGAGUCCAAUGGCAAGAAAGGGCAUUCCAGCUAAACAUUAGGAAGAACUUUCUGAUGGUAAGAGCUGUUCAGCAGAGGAACGGACUCCCUUGGGAGGUUGUGGACUCUCCUUCCUUGGAAAUUCUUUGGGCGGCUAUCUGCCAGGGAUGAUGAUGAUUCUUCUUCCUCUUCCUCUUUUUCUUGGUUUUCCAGAUUAUUACAAAUUAGUGCAAAUUACUUUGAUAUAAUACAAUAGGUUCUCCCUCCUAUUGCAAACAUACGUCUGUUACUUCCUCAUGUAGCCGCUUCAUCCUUCUUUCAUCUCCUCUUUAAUUCUUCUCUUGAUGUUAGUCUAGGGGUCAGCAAACCUUUUCAGCAGGGGGCCGGUCCACUGUCCCUCAGACCUUGUGGGGGGCUGGACUAUAUUUUUUGGGGGAAAUGAAUGAAUUCCUAUGCCCCACAAAUAACCCAGAGAUGCAUUUUAAAUAAAAGGACACAUUCUACUCGUGUAAAAACAUGCUGAUUCCCAGACCGUCCGCUGGCCGGAGUGAGAAGGCGAUUGGGCCAGAUCCGGCCCCCGGGCCUUAGUUUGCCUCCCCAUCUGUUAAUCCAUUCUCACAGCUGACCUUUAUUGUUUCCUUACAUACAGCACCUUCCUUGUUUCUCAUAAAUGCAGGAUCUGUUUCAUGUGUAUAGUCCUUCAUAAACAUUGUUCUCAGACCUCGUCCGCUGGGAGAGUUAAUAGCUAUCUUUUUUUGUGCAUUCCAUUCCUUCCGCUGCCCACCAACUUGCAUACAGGCUGCGGCUAUAAAUAACUCCCAGAUAACGUGUCCACUCUCUGCCAUUGAAAUUCCACUCUGGGGUUCUUCCUCGGCACACAGCUAAAAACAGAUCCUUUCUCACAAAUGCAGCCUCUUGACAGAUUUAAUUUGUAGCUAUUCCUCUUCUCACUCAGAACUGCUCCCUUCCACUCCUGGUCCAGUCCAGAGAUAAUUUUAAAUGAAGUCCAUUCAACUUCAGUCGAGGAGGGAGGGCGUAAUAAAACAUUGUCAAAUUCCCUGGAGGGCAGUGGAGAUCGACCGCCAUAAUUUGUGAUGUCAGCUGGAAACCUCUGCCGGGGAUUAUUUAUCUGCGAUUUCUGCAUUGCAGGACCCCUGGGGUCCCCCUCCAACUCGGCAAUUCUCUGGUUCUCUCUCCAGGGUGUUCACGUGGCGGUUUCCCACAAUGCUCUGCAGCGAAUCGUACCAGUUCCUCUCGAAGCUCCAGGAGGCCGGAGCGCAGGACCAAGCCACUCGCUUCUCUUUCAAGGACCAAGACGACUCCUUUGCCUCCGAGGAGAUGGUCACCUUUCCUCUGGACGGCCCUGGGGGCUACUGUGCCGCCAUCCUGGCCCUCUUCUCCCUGGGCUUGGCGUCUGUGGACGUGAUGAUCCCAGAGCAGAUUGUGGUGGUGGACAGCACCCUGGUGGAGAACGAAGUCAUUAAAAGGUGGGGCUGCCUUGGCACUUGGUUUGGAAGGGGCUGGCAGUGGGGGGGAGCCCACCCACCCAUUUGGGGUGCACAGCAGCAGCAGGAGCCCUGGGGCUCUUCCUCAACCCCUUUCCUUGACGCCUCUGCAUGAGCUGCUAAGCCAGGGGGCAGAGGUUUUUCUGGUGGCUUUGCAAUCCUGCUGAGGCCAUUGACUGGGGUUUGGUACUUGUGGGGAACAUGUGGAGAGAGAAGAGCAAAGAGAGGCUCAUAGCUGCUCUUCCAUACUUCAGGCAGCAGCAGCAGCAGCAGCGAGAUCAGUGAGCUGCCUUUGUCUUGUGUUGUUGUUGUGCUCUUUGUUGGUUGCAGUUUGCAAAAAGAUCAAAAACAACUAAAUGGCCUCAGCCCCAUGCACCUGAAGGAGCGUCUCCACCCCCAUUGUUCAGCCCAGACACCAAGGUCCAGUGACAAAGGCCUUCUGGCGGUUCCCUCCCUGCAAUAAGUGAGGUUACAGGGAACCAGGCAGAGGGCCUUCUCGGUAGUGGUGCCUGCCUUUUGGAACACCCUACCAUCUGAUGGCAAGGAAAUAAACAACUAUCUGACUUUUAGAAGACAUCUCAAGGCAUCCCUGUUUAGGGAAGUUUUUAAUGUUUGAGGUUGUAUCUCUUUUUUUAAUAAUAAUAAUAAUAAUAAUAUUCUAUUGGGAGCUGCCCAAAGUAGCUGGUGAAACCCAGCCAGAUGGGCAGGGUAUAAAUAAAUAAACAAAUUUAUUAUUAUUAUUAUUAUUAUUAUUAUUAUUAUUAUUAUUAACUAGAUAAACUAGAACAGAUGGAAACAACUGAAACAGAAAAUGUAUAACGGUGGUUAAUGCAAAAGGCCAUUAUGUCAUUGGGUGAACGUUUUAGACAAGUCCUACCCACUCCACAGAAAUAUGUUCACAGGACUGUUUAAACAAUGUUUGCAAAGCAGCGGUGUCCUCCGGGUGGAGAACCGACCUCUGCUGCAGAAUCCUUUCUGGCCAGAGGGGAACUGGCACCAGGGGACCUUGGCAGAGCAGCUGUAGAUUCCACAGCAGAAUCGGCCACGCACAAAUGGCAAAUGGAAUACCACCCCGAAUCAAAUGUGCCAGAGCCGCUUUUGGUUUUAGAUUGGUGGGGAUUAAUAGAUCUUACAGGUCAGUCCAGGAAGAAUAUGUGGCUCUUCUUUCCUCCCAUUUGAGUUGCACAACCACCUGGGCAAGUUAGGCUGAGAGAGAGUGUCUGGCCCGUGGCCACACAGGAGGGCAACCCGCAGGAAACGCUGCUGGCGAGGGGGGUUGGUUGGACUGGUGGCGGCAGCUGCUCCUUUGAUGUAGCAGACCUUGAAAUGGGUGGGGGGGAUCCUGUCUGCUCCUUGCAGCCUGGGGAAAGAGGGGCUGGAGGAGGACGAGGAGGAGGAGGACGACGACGAGGACUUGGAGGAGAACGCGACCAGCAAGCGGCAGAUUGAAGUGAAGGCCCACCAGGCGUCACACACAAACUACCUCCUCAUGAGAGGCUACUACGCCCCCGGCAUCGUCAGCACUCGCAACCUGAGCCCCACCGACAACAUCGUCGUCAAUUCCUGCCAAGUGAAGGUGAAGAUGAGGAAGACCCCUGCCCAGGACAGCCUCUGGGCCCAAGGUCAGUCUGUAGGCAGAGGAGCUCUUCCUCACCUUCACCCUGGCAGGGCGAGGGCUUCGCCUGCCAGCCAAGGAAGUGGGCUGCCUGUGCGUGUGUUGCGUUCUGAAAGCAAGGAAGGAUUUGGACGCUGAUUAAUAAAAUACACACGAGGCUUGGCCAGCAAGGCUCUGGGAGGAAGUGCCAAUAAUAACCCACCACACCGUGGCCCAGAUCCCUUCUAUUAACAAAAACACUCUUAACACAGCGUUUGUAAGAACCAAUCAGAUUUCCUCUGAGCAUUUCAAAAACAUCCCCACGUGGGACAAAGUUAGAUCAGAGAAAUCCUUUUAACUACAAAGACUACUUUGAGCAUGCAUACAUGUUUCAGAGUAAAUAAAACAGGAAUCAAGGAGGAAUGCUUUUAGCAAACCCCGGAGGUCAUAAACAGGCAGGAAAGGAAGGACAGGCAAGGAAAGAGUAUUUACCAUCUCCCUGUGAACUCUGUUCCUGGCCCUUAAGAUCUAUCUGAAGAUUAACAAAACUAACAAAAGCUACAUCAAAGCUACCUUCUAUCUUUAUGUACUGAGGAUGCCUGGUGAAGCAACCAGUCUGUUUUAGGAAUGCUUAUAUGUGCCUGUCAGGCGUAGAGAAAGAAAAUGGCAGAGGUGCAGAGGCUUGUGGGAUUCGAUCAGAAAUCAUGCCAAAUGACGCAAGCCCAGUCAAAGCAAUGCUUUCAUCGCUGACACAGUGGUGUGUUGCAUUUUUCAUCAUUCCUCAUAGCAGUCCCACCUGACCCCCACAUAAGUGGCAGAGCGGCUAGCUAGGGUGGCCUGCCGGGCUCCCUCUGUCCUGACCCGCCCCAUUUUGUGCUUGCAGGUCCACCAGAUCUGGAGAACCUCCCCGUCGGAGCCUCCUGCCUCCCCACCGCCUUCACCAGACUCCUCGGUGUCCAGGAGGAAGACUGCCAGGCAGGCCACCUUCUUCAGUCCCUGGAGCGCCUCUCUUACAGCCCUGCAGAUGCUGCCGCCGCCCUGGAAGUCUGCAGAGCCAUUGGUGAGGCUUCCCACUUUGGGGUGGCCACGGUGGACCUUGCCAGGCAGUUCCAGCACUAUGAAGUGGCCGGCGGGGAGCGCACGCGGCUCUUGCCCCAGUACCUCCAGGUGGGUGCGAUGUGUCUGGUGGGUUUCGUCAGGUAGGAAAGGCUUAUUAACAGCAGUUCUCCUUCUUGUCUCGCAUGCACGUAGGAUUUAAAACGCUGGGUUAGCAGAGUUAAAAAGUCACCAUCCCUUGCAACAUUUAAAACAGAAACUAGAGACUAAGGUUAAAUUAGUUUAAUUUUGUUUUGUGCAGACUGUGAUAGCAGGCUGGAAUUUCCCUUCCCUCUCAAUAAAGAAUAUGGCAAUAAACUGUAUAGUAAGCGUAAAAACAAUGUUUACGUGCUUUAGAUAGUCUUGUCCUUGAUUUAAGCAGUAACAGCAACAAAUGCAAGGCAGGCAAAUCUACUUUUUAAGUUGCAUUCUAAAAAUCCAGAUGGAAUCUUCUCUCAGAGGAGAAUGGACAGACAUCCUGCUCCAUCAAAGGUUUGGCAAGAAGAAGAAAGAGACUGAGCCAAGCAGGAAGGAGACAGUAUUAAGAUCUUUUGACUCCUUUUCCCACCACAGAACGUAGGGGAUAUGACCUCAAAAAUUGUCCUGUCUGGGAAUUCUGCAACUUUAUGGGUCUUAACCCCUUCAUAUGUGGUAAGCACAAAUUGUAAUUUGGACUACAGAGAUCCCCACGUGAUGGGGGAGAGAUGAUGAUGAUAAUGAUGAUUAUAUUUUAUACCUCGCCCUUCCGGGUUCAAAAACCGAGCUCAGGGCGGCUAACAGCAAAUUUUAAACACUUAAUUUCUAAAAGCAGCAUAAAAUACAGUAUAAAAACAUGAAUAACAAUAAAAUUCAAAGUUCAGAAAUCAAUUUAGGGGAAAUCCAUCUAAUAAGCAUUAGAUAAUCCCCAGGGCUAGCUGGCUGAACUGGUCCUACUUGGGCCAGCGAGGAGGCCAGGGGAGAAUUAGCUGUGGGGUCUCAGAGUGGGUGAUCUUCAUAAAAGGGGAGGGGGAGGGAAGGGAAAUAAAGGAUCAGGCUGAAUUCAAAUUAAAGGCCAGGCAGAAUAGCUCUGUCUUACAGGCCCAACGGAAGGAGUUUAAAUCCUGCAGGGCCCUGGUCUCCUGGGACAGAGCAUUCCACCAGGUCGGAGCCAUCACUGAGAAGGCCCUGGCCCUGGUGGAGGAUAGUCUGACUUCGUUAGGGCCUGGGACCUCUAAACUAUGGUUAUUCAUGGACCUUAAGAGAUCUGGUUCUGUAGGCUUUUGCUCUGAUUCUCUUUGAGGGUGGUCCUGGUCUCCUUCUCCCCCUUAGGACCUCAUUGACCUGGAGCAUGUGUUAGAAGUCGGCGGCCACACCACCCGGCUGGUGGCAAGGAGAUUCGCCGGCCCCUGGCUGCUGCACUCUGUACGCCUCAAGGAGGAUGGCCCCGAAGUCCUGCAAGGCAAAGACUCUGCUCUCCCGAAGGACCCAGCUGAGUCAGGGGAGAUGGAGCACAGCAGGGCUUCUCCUUCUGCUCUGUCGGAGGAAGAACCAGCGAGGAAAAGGCAGAAGACGGAGGAGGAGAGUCUGGAUGCAGAAGCUGCUGCCCAUGGCACCCAGAGCAUGCCGGAAGAAGGAGCCAACAGCCCUGCGGCUCUGAAUGCCAGCCCUGGUGGCGCAAGGACUCCAGAGAUGCAAGAAGGAACGGCCACACCAGAGCCAGGCUCCAUACGAGGCUGCAGGAUGGACGCUGUGGGGAAGGGCAGUGGGAAAGAGGCCUCUGGCCUGAGCAGCCAGGAAGCCGAAGACUGUGGUGAUCACACCAGGGAGCCACGCAAGGAUCCUGUCUCGCAGCCGGAAGCAGCCCCUGGCGACUCCAGCGGUACGUGUGAGGAGACCCACUGAGCUCCUUCUCCACACCUGGCAGGCAGGAGCAACUUCAGGAAUGGGUUGGUGGGAGCCUGCAGCAGGAUCAGGCCAAAGGGGGCCCCAUCCAGGCCCCCAUCCUCUUCUCCUAGCGGCCAGCCAGGCAGCUCACGGUGAAGCCCCCAAGCAGGACCUGAGCACAAACCCCCCCCAUCCCUCCAGCAACUGGGGUUGGAGUAAAAGGGAGGCCCUUUGUGCAGAGGCAAUCCAUCAGCCAUUUUAUUUGUAUCAAUCACUCGUUCCACCUUUCCACAGUUUUAACCAUGCUCUAAUAAUAAUAAAUAAUAAUUUUUUAUUUAUACCCGGCCCUUCCCGGUUCAGAAAACCAGGCUCAGGGCGGCUAACAACAAAUUUAAAACACUUAAUUGAUGCAACAAAAAACAGCAUAAAAUACAGUAUAAAACGUGAAUAACAAUAAAUUCAGAAUUCAAAAAUCAAUUUAGGGAGGAAAUCCAUCCAAUAAACAUUAGAUGAUCACCAGGGCUAGCUGGCUGAAUUAAUCCUAUUUGGGCCAGCGAGGAGACCAGGGGAGAAUUAGCUGUGGGAUCCCAGAUCGGGUAAUCUUCAUAAAAAGGGGAGGGGGAGGGAAGAAAGGGCUUGCAGCAUUUAAAUGAUUGAAUAAUUGCAAACAUUAGAAAAGUAGUCAUAAAAAUACAUUGAACAUUAAAAAGUACACAACCAAAUUGCACAAUUUCCACGUGAUCCAUAAGAUCCAAAAUAAAGGUACAAAGACUUAACAGCACCAACACCAACAAGACAUCUCCCCCGCCCCCCCAAAACCCCCACAGCUUUUGUAGUCUGUCAGUCAUGUCAGUCAGGGCCUCCCCCUCCCAGACCAGGUGGGGAAAGGCCUUCAAGGCAAGGCUGUCCCCACCCAUGCAGUGCCUUUGGCGUGCCUGAUGUCCUGGGGCUCCUGCAGAGCCAUGGAGGGGCAAGACCACCAGCCAGUCCACAGGGCCUGCCGUCUUCUUGUUACCUUGUCAGUAUUUUCUCUCUCUCUGUUGCUCUCUCUACGAUAAUAAGAAUAAGAAUAAUUUAUUUAUACCCUGCCCUCCCCAGCCAAGACCGGUCUCAGGGCAGCUAACACCAAAUAUAAAAUACAGUAAAAACGUUUUUAAAAAAGAACAGUUGAUUAAAAUAUAGGUUAGAAUACAGUUUAAAACACAGCCUUGUUUUAGUGGUAGCCUAUAGAUCAAAGCCUUAAGGAAAGAAAACGUCAAAUAUUCCCCUGGGCCAACUAUCCAUGCUGGUUCUACAUGGGCCAGCAUAAAGAGCCGAGGGAAAAUUUAUAUACAAAAUCCCAUAUAAGGGGUUCCAUUAAAAUUUUUUUUUUAAAGAAUUGCUCACUCCUGGUGGCUGCUUUUUGUUCCCCAAGCCCCUUCCACCUGCACGGGGCCUUCCUGUUCCUGGUUGCGCUGCUCACCCAAACUAUCCAUGCAGUUGUCACGCAGCCCAGCAAUUUGAGGAGGUGGGGUCGACCCCUGUUGCUGUGCUCCUGGUGCCAGUUGUGCUUUCUGCUCUUUUCCCUAGGAUGUCCUGCGGGGAAGGUAUGGCAGGCAGAAUAUGAAAGGUGAGUGUGCAGAGCAGAUGAAAUGAGAGAAUUCCCUUUGCCGGAACAGAGUUGCGUCCAAAGAGUCACAACAACUUAGAUUAGAGCGGCUUCAGUGUUGCUUCAACACACCCACUUUGUAGUCAGAGGCAGUUAAGACCUUAGCGACCACAUUCACUUGAUUCCCAGGACAUGCACCCACCUCAGAAAGUUUUAGGGACUCCCAACUCCCCCACUGGUUAGUUUAAGGAAAUCUUGCUGGAUCCGACCAAUGGCCCAUCUGCUCCAGCGUUGUGUUCUCACCAGAUAUUGUAAUGGAACACAGCUGGUCAGAGCCUGAUGCUGAUCCCACCCAGGUUGCAGCCUCAGUCCCUCUGUGGGACAGCUGCAUAUUCCCUCCCAAUUCUACAGCUCUGUGAUCCUGCGAAAACCUGCAAGCAGGAUUCAAGCACAAGGGCACUACCCCACCCUCCUGCUGUUUCCAGCUACUGGCAUUCAGAAGCGGAAACUAGUGUUCAGAAGCAAACAACAGAUAUUCGGGUUUUCCCCACCAAACCCCUUGAGAUGUUCCUGCUGCUGUGGCAGGAUCUCAAAAGGGAAGGAGGCUCCGUUUGUGGCCAGUGCAGCACUUGCGCCAGUGGAUUUGAGGGGUUUUCAGAGAGGGACUUCCUGCUGAUUCCAGUACUUCUGGGACCUCUAGUCAGCUGUAUUGUGCUUUGGAGACCCAACCUGCCCCUGGGGGUUGUUCUCCAGGAGGUUGGCACCAGUCUUAAAGAUGCCUCUGGCUCUUAAGGCAAGACGCGAGUAGGCCUGGCUGGGACAGACCACCAAAAGCUGCUGGGAUCUGCUCACUCACUGUGCUGCAGCCUUAAGCGGCGCCUGACCUUUGCCUGUGCGUACAAGUGCAUUAUUAUUUGUUAAAUUCGUUAGUCAUUUUACCUUGCCCAAAGCAACUUACAACCAGCCAACCAAAUAACAAAACAAAAGCCCAUAUAAUUAGAACCAAGAAGAGAAACAAAUUAGAAACAUCCCACCAACUUCUAAAAGGCCACAGAUAAUCAAAGGCCUGAUUAUAGAAGGAAGUUUUUGACUGGUGCCUAAAGAUCAGGAAUGUGCCAGUCAAGCAGGAAGCCACCCCAAAGAAGGCCCAUUCUCAUGUUACUGCCUUUUGUAUUUCCCACACAAAUAAGAUGAUAGUCGCAGGAUCCAGGUUGCUUCAUGGGGGGAGAGGCUGUCCCCUUUGCCAAUACCAGCAGUGGUUCUGCUCCUCUCACUCUCUCUCCCUGCACCUCUGCUCUCAAAAUAGCGCUGGUGGGAACAUCAGCUUUGUCGGCCGGCCGUGGCGCAUCGUGGACGGCAGCCUGAACAAGCCAGUCUGCAAGGGCAUCAUGGAGGGGGUGCUGUGCCACAUCAUGACCAAGCCCGGCAUAACGGAAGCAGCUCUCUGCCACCACUAUUUGGGCGUCCUGCAGCCAAUGGCUCUUCUGGAGAUUCUGCAGGUAUGUUUGGUCUCCUGGGAUCAAAGUGGAUCCCCUCUGUCCAGGUGUUUCCAGCUUACCUGCAUGUUGCUGCAUGGGUCCCUUCCCAGUGCUCAGCGUGCAAGAACAGCGACCGUUGGUGGCAAAGAAGGGAAUGGCCAUAUCUUUACAGGCCCAGGGCAGAGGCAGAGGCAGGAGGUCAGCUAGUCCCAGCCUCUGUCUUAAAAUAGAAGUUUAUAUAUUUAGCCACAUUUGUUUCCCACCCUACUUCCAAGGCCAGAGUAAAGCACUUAGGCAUUUUCUGGAAACUCUUAUUCAGGAGAUUUGGAGCUGGGGUUGCACAAUAGCUUUGGUGUUCUGCACCCUUGAUGGAUGCAGAGCAGGACCUGCCCACCCAAACUCCUACCAUUGUUAGGGAGCAGAGCCUGGCUGUGGUGGCAUGGGGCAAGGAAGGAGCCACCUCAGGAAAGGCCACGGUUCUCUUCCUGCAGAGGGAAGGCAUUUAGGAGGCACACUCCACCUUAAGAUGUGCCCAUCGGCAGCUGCUAUUUUCUUACAUGUUGAAAAUGCUAAAUGGCCAGUGGUGGACGGAACUGCUUGUACAUCUCUCAAUUGCUUCAGCCAGCAUGACCAAUUGGGAUUCCAGCAACAUCUGGAAGGUCCAACUUGCCCCCCGCAAUGAAACCACUGCUUUCAAUACAGCCUACGCCCAACACUUUUGAAAAGGUUAGCGUUCAGUAACUCUGUGUGUGUGUGUGUGUUAAAUUUUCCCCUUUGCUUUACAGGGCCUUGAAUCUCUUGGCUGCAUCAGGAAAUUCCACUUGAAGCAGCAGAGACCAGCCUCGCUCUUCUCAAAGCCGACCCUUGAGGAGCUGGUCGGCAGCCCCAAACUGAGCAGCACGCCCACCGUCUUCUAUGAGCCCACUGUUGACUGCACCCUGAAAAUGGGCAGGGUCUUUCCCUAUGAACUGAACUGGAACAAGUGGGUGCAGCUGGCUCCCUUGUGAUGAGGCCUCUUUUGUACAGUAGGACAGUGAAUGUUGUUGCAUGGUUUUGUUAAUAAAGAGAUCGUUUCUGUACCUC
Molecule: messenger RNA, 40254 nt
Organism: Podarcis lilfordi (Lilford's wall lizard)
Lineage: Eukaryota; Metazoa; Chordata; Lepidosauria; Squamata; Lacertidae
Source: the annotation of a GenBank genome assembly